AUGGAUUCUCUGGACUUGGUGAGCCCGUACCUGUUCAGGUACAAAAGAAGAAACUUUCUGGUCAAGGAUGAAAUGCGACCCAAGGACCUUGAUGCCCUCCAGCAUUUUGAGCUCCGUCCUACUGAUAUCUUCCUCGUUACAUACCCCAAAUCAGGCACAACAUGGCUGCAGCAGGUCCUGGUCCAGAUCAUGGAAGCUGCACACCCUGACUGGGCAGAAGAUGUCACCAACAGGACACGAGUUCCUUGGCUUGAGGAGAGAAAUGCGGACAACCCUUUACGAGAAAGGUCAGAUCCUCGGAUCUUUGGCUCACAUCUCCCUCCUGACAUGUUGCCCCAGGGAGUGAAAGCUCAACGACUCAAGAUUGUGUAUGUUUGGAGGAACCCCAAAGAUGUCCUGGUGUCCUUCUAUCACUUUGCCCACAGUUGGGUGUUGCUGGAAACACCAAAGAGCUUUGAGGAUUUCUUUCAGCAGUUCCUGGAUGGUGAUGUUUACAUGGGUUCCUGGUUUGAUCAUGUGCGAGAAUAUCAGGAAACACGAGACCAACUGGACAUCCAUUUUGUGCAGUACGAGCGCAUGUUGAAGGACCUCAGAGGGGAAGUUGUGAAGCUUUGUGCGUUCCUGGGAAAAGAUUUGACAGAGGAAGCCGUUGAUCAUGUUGUGGAGAUGUCUACCUUCAAAAACAUGAAGACCAACCCCAAAGCCAACUACAAGGACUUAGUUGAAACCAAACGCUACUCUGCCAAAACCAUGCGCAAAGGUAUAGCAGGCGACUGGAAGAAUGUCUUCACAGUGGCCCAGGAUGAACAUUUUGAUAAAGAAUUUAAAAAGAAGAUGAGUAACGUGCCUCUCAGCUGCACCUGGGAGAUCAAACAGUAG
Messenger RNA from Cottoperca gobio, 879 nucleotides. RefSeq names its product amine sulfotransferase-like. NCBI's taxonomy places the organism in Eukaryota, Metazoa, Chordata, Actinopteri, Perciformes, Bovichtidae. The transcript is spliced from 6 exons. The coding region runs from base 1 to 879 and encodes 292 amino acids. The record is from RefSeq and is a predicted model, not a curated record. Gene Ontology annotation, molecular function: sulfotransferase activity.